CAUUGCAGUCGGGCUUUGCGGCCCGCGUGAAUGAAACGUGCGCGUGCGCAGUGAGUGAAAGCGACGUACUUUUUAGUGCGGUUAGUGUUUUUUUUCUGAAAUGUGACAGUGAUUUAGUGUGUUUUAUUUUUCUUUUACGCUAACUUUGCUGACUUCUAUUUUGAGUCUAUCCGGAUGUAUCGCUAAAACCACAAGAUGGGGCACAAGCAAUACCUGGCGGUUGGGCAGUCUGCCCGCAACCGGCUGUUCGGGCUCGCGCCACGCCUGCCCGGCGACAAGAAGCCGCUGCCGCUCAACAUGCUCAUCUCGCAGCAGGGCAAGAUCAGUCACGGUCGCCUGGCAGUGAUCACAUUCAGCAUAUGCACAGUGGUACUCGGUGUCAUCCUGUCUUUCGUGCCUUGGUUGGAUUAUAUUAUUUUUAAGGAACUGAAGCUCUGGAAUGGGUCCCUGAGCUACAGCUACUGGCAGCGACCGGGCGUCAUCAGACUGACCAAAGUUUACAUCUUCAACGUUACCAAUCCGCAGGGGUUCCUGGAGAACGGGGAGAAACCAAAGCUGAACGAAGUCGGACCUUUCGUCUAUAGAGAAGACAUGGAGAAGGUGAACAUCAAAUUCCACGACAACGACACGGUGUCGUACCAACACAACAAGAUCCUGCGCUUCGUGCCCGAGCUGUCAGUGGACAAGACACAGAAGCUCGUCGUGCCCAACAUACCGCUAUUGACGGUGACAUCGUUUUCGAACAACCUCCCGACCUGGCUGUUCAACGUGCUGGUGACGGGGCUGGCCAUAACCUACCGCGACAGAAGCAAGCCCUUCGUGCAAAUCACUGCUGAGGAACUGGUCUUUGGUUACGAUGAUCCACUAGUAACCCUGGCCCAUUACUUCUACCCCAAAGGAAAGCGACCGAACAGCCAAAUGGGGCUAUUACUUGCCAGAAACGGCACUUUAGAAGAAGUGCACACGAUCAACACAGGGCAACGUUUGGACAAGUUCGGUUAUUUGGACAAACUCAACGGAUUGGACCACCUUCCGUAUUGGAGGGAUAGCCCUUGCAACAAUAUCAAGGCCUCGGAAGGGUCCUUCUUCCCUCCGCCGGCCACCACGAAGGAGAAGACGGUGUACGUGUAUGACAAGGACCUCUGCCGCAUCAUGCCCUUUACUUACAGGAAGGAUGUAUACAAAGAUGGCAUCCUCACAGGGCUGUACACGCCGCCCAGCUCCAUGCUGGAGAACGCGGACAUCAACCCUGACAACAAGUGCUACUGCCAGGGGGAGAAGUGCCCCCCCAGAGGCUUGCAGAACAUCAGCCCUUGCCAGUACAAUGCGCCAGUGUACCUCUCUUACCCUCACUUCUAUGACGCCGAACCGUCUCUUCUAGAAGGUUUCGAAGGUCUGCAGCCGGAUAAGAAGAAACACGGCAGCUACAUUCUGCUACAACCAAAAAUUGGCGUUCCCCUGGAGGCACAAGUGCGAGUCCAGCUCAACCUCAAGGUGGACCGCGCCAACAUCAGAGUCAACGACAUACACAAGUUCCCCGACAUCAUGUUCCCCGUCAUGUGGGCGCAAGAGGGCAUCGAUGGUGUAUCAACAUCAAUUUGGCGAUGGAUCUUCUUGGGCACUAGAUUUGGUCCAAUCGCCGCCCCAAUCAUUUCCUAUUCUCUCAUAAUAAUCGGCCUCGCCAUAUUAAUAAAUGUUUUUAUUAAAGCGUACAAAGAUUUCGUUGUCGGUCAAGACUCUUUAGAAAUAGUGGAGUUAGGGAGGGAAACUAUUAGACGUGGAUCGACUUUAAUAAUAAACAGUUCGAAGAUUGUUAAUAACAAAGAAGCUUCAUACCAACCUUUAUAUAAAUCUAAGAAAAAUAAUAAGACGAAUACCUCAAAUACGAGUAAGACACAUAAUAUAACUUUACCAAGAGGCAGUAAGGACAAGCUGCAAGAAUUAAAUUUUAUUAAUAAAACAGAAAACUUAAGUUCGAGUUUAGAUGAACUUAAGUUAAUGUUAAAUAGAGAUUUUGUCAAAUCUCACUUUUCCGAAGCGGAAAGAGAAUCGUUAAUUCGUUCUGACAAUACAUUUAUAAUGUCAGAACACAGAAGAAGUAGAGUUUUUCAAGACUAUAAAAUACCGGAGGACUAUUAUUGAUUUUAAAUGAUUGUUUUAAGUGUUUUGCUGUUUGUUUGUAACGGUUAGAAUGUGAUGUAGUGAAUUUCGGCUCUACGAUGGAAAGAGAUAAAACUGAUAGGUAUUUUUAUUAUCUUGUUACUUUUGAUAAUUUUCUGUAGUCCUGCGUUAUAGGUAUUUCAAGAGUCGAUCGGUAUUGGGAUUGUCAUAAACUAUUUUCAUAGGUGUGAAAUGAAUCAUAUAGGUAUAUGUGAUUUGAAAACUAUUUACCGUAACUUUUUUUGAUAAUAAAGUCUGUUCACUUAGAAAUUUUCAUCUAUCUAACCAAAAAAUUUGAAAUGAAAAGUCCUUUCGAAUUUUUCUUGAUACUGGUGAUGGUCAAUUUUCCGAAAUGGUACGUAAAAGUGGGUUUGGGAUUUCUCUGAUUUCCUAUUGAAGUAUUUUUCUAUGUACUUAAUUUUGGGUGAUAUCUAUUGAUAAGUUAGUCCAAACAUUUAGUUCGCUCUGAGUUUUUGAACAACUUGAACUAAAAUUAGACAUCCAUUUUGCUGAUGCGAUGACAUACGGCUCGUGUUCAAGCGAACUGAAAAUGUACAUAAAUGUUACAUUAGAAAUUAUAUAAUAUCGAUGGGAAUGUGAACUGUUUCAAAUAUUAUUUUCUGCUUAAAGAAUGUUCGUAUAGAAAUUUCCAAAUAGAUAUACUAUGAGUAGGCAACUGACGAACCAUCUUAUUUUUUCGAAUUAAGUAUUUAUAAUACACCAGCACAUUAUGUAAAACUAAGUAAAUAGGUAAAUAUAUAACAAAAUGCACCAUCCACAACCAUUUUUCGUUUGAAUAAAACUAUCCACUGAAUAGCAAUAAAAAUUGUAUAAAAUGCCACUAAUUAUAUCAUUUUUUGCUUUCUUAUUAUUGGAAAUUUCUAUGUGAACAGUUUUUACAUCAUUUUGCGUUUCCAAAGAUGUUAAGUAACAAGUAGAUAAGUAUAUUACACUUUCAAAAAAUAAAAAUCAUUAAUUUUUUACACACGACAAUUCACGAACACCCUCCACACUGCAUGUGUAACAUUUUUAAUAAUUUUAUUAUUAAAAUUUAGAUUUAUUUAUUGAAAAGUAAUGAAGUUACCCGCUCUACCAAUGUAUAUUUAUGUACAAUUUAAAAUACUAUGGAUACUGUAUGUAAAGAUUUUCAAAUAGGUCAGUUUAAGUUUACCAUCCAAACCGAAGAAAGUAGGUGAUUUCUUCACUUCAUAAUUUAUCAGUCUUUUUGAAAGUAGUUUAAAUAAAUAAUCUACAGGGGAAAGAAAAACUUUUUCAUUAGAUAAGUAAGUAGGUAUUAUAAAUUAUGAUAUUAUGGAAGAUUACGAACUUAAAGAAUAUGCAACGAAUUUUUUAAGGAUGGGAUUUUUUUUAAUGGAAAAACUAAACUGGGUAUUCUGGAAAAUUCCACUAUGUCACGAUACAUGCCAUAGCCCGUCGAUGGCUUUACAUUACAUCGAUGCAAAAAGCCGCCGAGUUUUAAUUCAUCGACUGUGCUUUCAGUAGAAAGCAAGUAGUGGAAAGCGCAGCCGUGCAUAAUGGCGUUUGUAAGGCAGGGGAUUUUCCACUAUGAUGAUAAGAUUAUGAACUAUUUUGAUAUCAAACGAUAGAGACAAAAUGGAUGCUCAAAAAACUUUAAUAUAAGUCUUGUUAUACAAACUUUUCAAAUUAUUGUUAUUUUUUUUUAACGAAUAGUCCUUAUGAAAAUUUUGCUCAAUUUUUGUAUGACGGGACCAAUAAUAUAAAUGAUUGGGAUUUUUGUAACCCACGCACCCACAUCGAAUUUUGACGUACAUUAAAAUAUUGUUCUUCAUCGCACGUCCAAAUUCGAUGUGUUUGUGUGGACCUUUAGAUUUAAACGUGUGACGAAAGGAGAUGGUAUUAACUAUUAUUUUACUUUAUUGUAUUGUUUGUGGCCCUUUUACAUUUCAAAUCUUCGAUUUAGCCGUGCGUUUGUAAUAAAUGGAAAUUACAAAGAAUGAUGUAAAUAUCCGUUAAAUUUGUGGUCCAAGAUUAAAAACCCCUCCAAUUUUGGACCGCCUUCGGUCAAAAACUGGACCUAAAUAACAUAAUAGCAGGAGAAUGCAGAUUUCUAACUGUGCCUAUUCGAAUAGGGCACAGAUGUGAUGUUUUAUUUCACGAGGACUAUUUGGCUAUGUGUGUGUGAGUGCACACGUACACAUUGAUAUAGUUACACACACAAAUACGUUAACCUUAUCGGUACACUCACUACUACAAUCAAGGCUGAGCGAUCAGCGUGAAAUAAAACAUCAUAAGAAGAUAUUACCUAAUAAAUAACUAACUUGUGUUAAUAAUAAAACUAUUAUUAUGAAUUCCCACAAACAUUAUAAUGAUGUAAUAAAAACAAAAAGCUCAUAUUAAGCUUUAAACUGAAGACUUCGUACUAACAUUAGUGAUCUAAUCUGUAAGCAGGGGUAGGCAGUGUCGGAAUACUGCGGAUGAAAUUUUUACAUGAAUACGUCUUCUAAAAGUAGUAAAAAAACCGGCCAAGUGCGAGUCGGACUCGCGCACCGAGGGUUCCGUACCUUGGAAGAAUAUUAUGUGUAGGUACCUAUUUUACAAAGGGUAGGUACACAAUUAUUUUAUUUUUUAAAUUAAUUUCAACUGCAAAAUAUGUAAGUUAAUCAUCGCAAAAAAAAAAAAAAAUUAUAAUAUAUAAAUAUAAAUUAACGAUUGUUCAUUUUUUCGUUUGUUUGUGCUAUUAAACGUUGCUUCUUGUCCAUUAUUCUAGGUUAAAGGGCUGUACCCUUAUAGUUUUGACCUUAUUUGAUUUUUGAUCUUAAUUUUCAACUUGAUACCUCCAACUUCUGAAAUAAUGGGUCAUGACAAACAGACGGACAACGAAGUGAUGCUAUAAGUUUCCUUUUUUCUUUUGAGGUACGGAACCUAAAAAUAAACACGCCUUACCUAGGUUAAUAAUUUUAAAUAAAAAGCGUAUGACCCCGUAAGCAAAAAAGCAGGUAGGUACGGCCUAAAAAUUUAGUAGGAUUAUUUUCUAAAUUGUCUUAGGUCUGAUCUGAUGGAAAGCUUCGUCCUGCAUUACUAAACAUUUUCCUGGUGAGAUGACGUGGACAAGUAUUUUGCAGAUUUUCCAACAAAAGGAUAGGCAGUGUUUUUUUGCCUAUGUGGAGCGUUUUGUUACCUCUGCGAAACGUAUUCACGUAAAAAUACUUAUAAUAUAAAAUCAUUCCAGUUUGCAUAAGAAAGGGUAGUAGGUAAGGUAAUUUACUAUAUAAUGUAAAAUGGUUAAACUUUGUAAAUAUUAAAUUUAAGGUCGCAAUUUUGUAUUCAAUAACUUGUUUAUAAUAAAAAAUUUAAACACGAA
Maniola jurtina (meadow brown) is the source of this 5503-nucleotide messenger RNA. RefSeq names its product scavenger receptor class B member 1-like (gene dsb). The record is from RefSeq and is a predicted model, not a curated record. Lineage: Eukaryota; Metazoa; Arthropoda; Insecta; Lepidoptera; Nymphalidae. The transcript has 13 exons. The coding region runs from base 196 to 2142 and encodes 648 amino acids. Gene Ontology annotation, molecular function: scavenger receptor activity. Gene Ontology annotation, cellular component: membrane; cytoplasm.